Molecule: messenger RNA, 3909 nt
Organism: Salvelinus fontinalis (brook trout)
Lineage: Eukaryota; Metazoa; Chordata; Actinopteri; Salmoniformes; Salmonidae
Product: acetyl-coenzyme A synthetase, cytoplasmic-like
Exons: 18
Coding region: 155-2062 (635 amino acids)
Molecular function (GO): AMP binding; acetyl-CoA synthetase activity
Source: RefSeq, a predicted model, not a curated record
UGUCUGUCUCACCUCUCCCCUCUAGCCUUGGAGGAUAGGCAGAUCAGAUAAGCAGACUGACUGGCUGGAUCUCUGUCUCUCUCUCUCUCUCUCUCUCGCACUCUCACGCCAGUCAAAUAGAUCUAUCUACAGUCUGUCUGUCUGUCUAUCAACGAUGGUGGUCCCUGGCUCUCAACACGCAGAGGACAAGAUGUACCAUCCUCCGGAGGGUCUGCAGAAGGAUGCUCAUGUGCCUGACUUCAACUGUUAUCUGGAACUUUACAAGAAGUCUAUUGAGGAGCCGGACGUAUUCUGGAAAGAGGUCGCUAGUGAUUUCUAUUGGAAGAAGCCUCCUACGGGUCACGUUCUGCAGUAUAACUUCGAUGUGACCAAAGGGAACAUCUAUGUCAAAUGCAUGGAGGGAGCCAAAACCAACAUGUGUUACAACGUCCUGGACAGGAACGUGAAGGAUAAGAACCUUGGUGAACGAGUGGCAUUCUACUGGGAAGGGAACUCACCUGAUCACCACGUGGCCAUCACCUACAGUCAGCUGCUGGGACAGGUGUGCAGGUGUGCCAACGUUCUGAAGCAAAUGGGAGUGAGGAAGGGAGACAGGGUGGCCAUCUACCUCCCUAUGAUUCCGGAGCUGGUGUACACCAUGCUGGCCUGCGCCAGGAUAGGAGCUGUCCACUCCAUCGUGUUUGCAGGCUUCUCCUCUGAGUCUCUGUGUGAGAGGAUCCUGGAUUCCCAGUGUAGUAUCCUGGUGACUGCAGAUGGUGUAUACAGAGGGGAGAAAUGGAUCAACCUGAAGCAGAUAGCAGAUGAAGCUCUAGAAAAGUGCAAGGAGAAAGCAUCAGCGACCGUUAAAAGAUGUCUAGUAGUUAAGCAUCACGCACUGAGGAUAAAAAGUGGGGAUGUUUCUAACGAACCGCAGACUCCGUGGGAUGCUGCAUGUGAUGUGUGUUGGGAGGAGGUGAUGGGACAGGUCUCAGAGCAGUGUGAACCUGAGUGGCUGGAUGCAGAGGAUCCUCUCUUCAUACUUUAUACCAGUGGAUCUACUGGCAAACCAAAGGGUGUCCUCCACACAGUAGCAGGCUACCUGCUCUACACUUCUCUGACCUUUAAGUAUGUGUUUGACCACCAGCCAGACGAUGUGUACUGGUGUACCGCUGAUAUAGGAUGGAUCACAGGACACUCCUACAUCACCUAUGGACCCCUGGCCAAUGGGGCUACCAGCGUCCUGUUCGAGGGUAUUCCAGUCCACCCUCACGUUGGGCGUUUCUGGGAGGUGAUUGAGAAGUACAGAGUGACCAAGUUCUACACAGCUCCCACAGCCAUACGCCUUCUCAUGAAGUACGGGAAAGAGCCACUACAAAAAUACGACCUGUCAUCGCUGAGGAUCCUGGGAACUGUAGGCGAGCCCAUCAACCCGGAGGCGUGGCAUUGGUACUACGAGGUUGUUGGUCAGAAGAGAUGUCCCGUCGUGGACACCUUCUGGCAGACUGAGACCGGUGGUCAUGUUCUGACGCCACUUCCUGCUGCUACUCCUCUGAAGCCUGGAUCAGCUACCUUUCCAUUCUUUGGAGUGGAUCCCACCAUACUGAAUGAGCAUGGAGAGGAACUGGAGGGAGAGGCAGAGGGCUAUCUGGUGUUCCGGCGGCCCUGGCCUGGUAUCAUGCGCACCGUGUACGGAAACCAGGAGAGGUUUGAGAACACAUACUUCAAGAAAUUCCCAGGUUUUUACGUGACCGGAGACGGCUGCAGGAGGGAUAAAGAUGGAUACUACUGGAUCACAGGCAGGAUAGAUGACAUGAUCAACGUAUCAGGUCACCUGCUGAGCACAGCGGAGGUUGAGUCAUCUCUAACAGACCACGGAGCGGUGGCCGAAGCUGCAGUGGUCAGCAGACCCCACGCGGUCAAGGGGGAGUGUCUCUACUGUUUCGUUACGCUAAAGGACUGCAGAGAGUUCAACCGCACUCUGGUGGACGAACUCAAGAGGCAAGUGAGAGAGAAGAUUGGUCCGAUCGCCACCCCAGACUUCAUCCAGAAUGCUCCUGGACUUCCUAAAACACGUUCUGACUGAGCGACGGAGACCAGCUCUACUCUCCUCCCAUGAUCCUUCACACCACGCUGAGACGGAGGCCAGCUGUCCUCCCAUGAUCCUUCACACCACGCUGAGACGGAGGCCAGCUGUCCUCCCAUGAUCCUUCACACCACGCUGAGACGGAGGCCAGCUGUCCUCCCAUGAUCCUUCACACCACGCUGAGACGGAGGCCAGCUGUCCUCCCAUGAUCCUUCACACCACGCUGAGACGGAGGCCAGCUGUCCUCCCAUGAUCCUUCACACCACGCUGAGACGGAGGCCAGCUGUCCUCCCAUGAUCCUUCACACCACGCUGAGACGGAGGCCAGCUGUCCUCCCAUGAUCCUUCACACCACGCUGAGACGGAGGCCAGCUGUCCUCCCAUGAUCCUCCACACCACACUGCUCAGGAACUUCAGAGACACACCGCUCUUCCAGCUCAGCACGGGAGAGUGUUUGUGUGUGUACAUGUGUGCAAGUGCGUGUGUGUGUGUGUGUGUGCAUCCAACAUAAAUUAGCUGCACAAUAGAGAAGUCCAGGAGGCAGCAAGUGGAUGGAUCUUUUUGUUUUUGCUUUUCAAAAGACAGACAGACGGACAGACGAGCGGGACGGAACGGGACAGACAGACAGAAGCACAGAAAGAAGGACAGACAGACAGACGGACAGGAAGACAGACAGACGGACAGGUGGACAGACAGACGGACAGGUGGACAGACAGACGGACAGGUGGACAGACAGACGGACAGGUGGACAGACAGACGGACGGACAGAAGGACAGACGGACAGGUGGACAGACAGAAGGACAGGUGGACAGACAGACGGACAGGUGGACAGACAGACGGACAGGUGGACUAUAGUAGUGCACUAUAUAGGGAACAGGGAAUAGGGCGGCAGACAGAUGGACAGGUGGACAGACAGAAGGACAGGUGGACAGACAGACAGACGGACCGGUGGACAGACAGAAGGACAGGUGGACAGACAGGUGGACAGACAGACGGACAGACGGACAGACAGAAGGACAGGUGGACAGACAGACAGACGGACCGGUGGACAGACAGGUGGACAGACAGACGGACAGGUGGACAGACAGACAGACGGACCGGUGGACAGACAGGUGGACAGACAGACGGACAGACAGACGGACAGACAGACGGACAGGUGGACAGACAGACGGACAGACAGACGGACAGAAAUAGAUGAUGUAGCCACUCUCAAUUAUUCCAAACCAUUUCUCGUACGAUAGGCCGUAGUAUAACAGUCAUCACUUCAAACUUCCCAUAAAUCUUUGCUUUGCUUAAAACAUAUAGUCAGUCUUGAUAAUAUCCUCCUUCAGUUAUAUGUGGCCAGAACAGGAAUCUGCGUCCCAAAUGGCACCCUAUUCCCUAUUAUAGUGCACUACUGUUGACCAGAGCCCUAUUCCCUAUAUAGUACACUACUGUUGUCACGCCCUGGUCUUAGUAUUCUUUGUGUUCUUUAUUAUUUUAGUUAGGUUAGGGUGUGACAUGGGGAAUGUUUGUGUUUUGGGUGGUUAUGUGGUAAAGGGGGUGUUGGGUGUAGUGUAUGGGUUUGUGUUGAGUGAAGGUGUCUAGCUGUGUCUAUGGUUGCGUGUAGGUUCUAGGAAAGUCUAUGGUUGCCUGAAUUGGGUCUCAAUUAGAGACAGCUGGUUAUUGUUGUCUCUGAUUGGGAGCCAUAUUUAAGGCAACCAUAGGCUUUAGCUGUUUGUAGGGAAUUGUCUAUGUCUGUGUCUAUGUUGCAUGUUUUUGCACUUAGUCAUUUAUAGCUUCACGUUCGUCUGUUUGUUGUUUUUGUUUCGUUUUGUCAUUCUUCUAAUAAAGAGAAGAUGUACUUUC